Striga hermonthica is the source of this 771-nucleotide messenger RNA. NCBI's taxonomy places the organism in Eukaryota, Viridiplantae, Streptophyta, Magnoliopsida, Lamiales, Orobanchaceae. The record is from the annotation of a GenBank genome assembly.
AUGAUUGAAUUAUCGGACGAAAUGUUGGGUACAAUUGUGCCGAUAAUUUUGUAUUGGGUUUAUGCCGGGAUUUACGGCGUGCUAGGACACGUCGACAAAUUCCGGUUACAUCCGGCAGCGAAAGAGGAGGAGAACUUAGUGUCGAAGAAAGAGGUUAUCUUCGGCGUUUUACUUCAGCAGGCCAUUCAGGCAGCCGUCGCCACCGUCCUCUACGCCGUCCAAGGCAAGCCGGCGGUCGAAAACGAAACCCCCGCGCACGUAUCCCCGCUAGUCAUCUCCGUGCAGUUCCUGGUGGCGAUGGUGGUGAUGGACACGUGGCAGUACUUCAUGCACCGGUACCUUCACCACAACCAGUUCCUCUACAAGCACGUCCACUCUCAGCACCACCGCCUCGUGGCCCCCUACGCCUUCGGUGCUCUCUACAACCACCCUCUCGAGGGCCUCCUCAUCGACACCGGCGGUGGGGCCCUCUCGUUCCUCCUCUCCGGAAUGUCCCCACGCGCCUCCAUAUUCUUCUUCUCCUUUGCCACGCUCAAGGCCGUAGACGACCACUGCGGAAUGUGGGUCCCGCGCAACCCGUUCAGGUUUAUCUUCAGCAACAACUCUGGGUACCACGACGUGCACCACCAGCUCGGGGGAAAUAAGUUCAACUUCUCGCAGCCUUUCUUCAUCACGUGGGACCGGGUGCUCGGGACCCACAUGCCGUACGUAGUCGAGGAAAGAGAAGGAGGCGGUCUUCAGGCGAGGAUGGUUAAGAAGAAGAUUGUUUAG